Messenger RNA from Liolophura sinensis, 1086 nucleotides. RefSeq lists its product as uncharacterized. Bases 1 to 1086 code for a protein of 361 amino acids. The record is from RefSeq and is a predicted model, not a curated record. Lineage: Eukaryota; Metazoa; Mollusca; Polyplacophora; Chitonida; Chitonidae. The transcript has a single exon.
AUGCUCAGCGACACAACGACAUACAGGCAAAUAACCAAAGACCCCACACCGAAACUAGAAAGAGAAUUUAGGGCAAAACUCAAAGCCCUGCAGAACAGCAAUGAAAUCGACAUCCAACUGUACCGAAAGCUCACAACACACCCCAGAGCACCUUACGCCAGGGCAACCAUCAAAGUUCAUAAGAACCCGAUCAAAGCCCGACUCCUGAUCUGCUCCAGAGGCACUGUCCACUACGACACGGCACAGUACCUCACUAAACUCCUAACACCUCUGGGCAAAACUUCCAAAUCUUACAUCAAAGACUCAGCAGAAUUUUGUAACAAAGUUAAAGACAUUCCAGGCACAGCCCAACUGAUCAGUUACGACGUCCUUGACCUAUUUACCAAUAUCCCGAGAGAAGAAUCCCUAGACAUCAUACGACAGAAGCUGAACAGUGGACAACACGCCCUUAACACAGCCAUGAAACCUGACAGCAUAAUCAGCCUUCUGGACUCGUGUAUACAUUCCACCUAUUUCACGUGGGGGGAUGACAUAUAUGAACAACUCCACGGUUUACCGAUGGGAUCCCCCCUAUCACCACUUAUCUCCGAAAUAUACAUGACAGAAUUUGAGAACAAAGCCUUAGCUACAAGCCCCAUCAAACCGUUGUGUUGGUUCCGUAAGGUAGAUGACACAUUCGUAGCACUAAACAAGACUGACCACCUCAACACCCAGAACAACAGGAUACAGCUCACCAUGGAACAAGAAUGCAACAAAACCAUACCGUUUCUGGAUGUACUUAUUAGCAAGAGGAACGACAAACUCCUCACUUCAGUAUACCGCAAACCCACACACUCAGACCAAUACGUGAAUUACCAAUCUAACCAACCUAAUCGGAUCAAGAGAGGAAUAAUAUCUAUCCUAACAAAACGAGCCCUACAGAUAUCCAGCAUCAACCUCCAAGAAGAAAUAAAUCACCUCAAAACAGCCUUCACCACCCAAAACCGAUACCCCCCACAAUUAGUGGAGAGAACGAUCAGCAAAACCCUCAAUCCGGCUAACAAGACCAGAGCAACGAGACCCGACCACCCCAAUAUAUAUAUAUAA